Molecule: messenger RNA, 1438 nt
Organism: Myripristis murdjan (pinecone soldierfish)
Lineage: Eukaryota; Metazoa; Chordata; Actinopteri; Holocentriformes; Holocentridae
Product: glyceraldehyde-3-phosphate dehydrogenase-like
Exons: 12
Coding region: 132-1136 (334 amino acids)
Biological process (GO): glycolytic process; glucose metabolic process
Cellular component (GO): cytosol
Molecular function (GO): NADP binding; glyceraldehyde-3-phosphate dehydrogenase (NAD+) (phosphorylating) activity; NAD binding
Source: RefSeq, a predicted model, not a curated record
CGCGCCGCGGGGAUAAAACGCGUUGGCACCUUUGCUCGUCCCCGCUCUCACGCGCUCCCCGGAGGACAGACAGACGGACAGACAGACAGAGGCGCCUUCACAAACGUGAGGACUAGACCACGUCAGACAAAAUGGUGAAGAUUGGCAUCAACGGAUUCGGACGUAUUGGCCGCCUGGUGACCCGUGCCGCCGCCAAGGGUGGCAAGGUCGAGGUUGUGGCCAUCAACGACCCCUUCAUCGACCUGGACUACAUGGUCUACAUGUUCAAGUACGACUCCACCCACGGCAUGUGGAAGCACGGCGAGGUGAAGGCCGAGGGCGGCAAGCUGGUCAUCGGCAACAUGCACAUCACCGUCUUCCACGAGCGGGACCCCGCCAGCAUCAAGUGGGGCGACGCUGGCGUUGACUACGUUGUCGAGUCCACCGGCGUCUUCACCACCAUCGAGAAAGCCGCUGCUCACCUGAAGGGCGGCGCCAAGCGGGUGGUGAUCUCCGCCCCCAGCGCCGACGCCCCCAUGUUCGUCAUGGGCGUCAACCACGAGAAGUACGACAAGUCCAUGAAGGUCGUCAGCAACGCCUCCUGCACAACCAACUGCCUGGCUCCCCUCGCCAAGGUCGUCAACGACAACUUCGGCAUCAUCGAGGGUCUCAUGAGCACAGUCCACUCCGUCACCGCCACGCAGAAGACGGUCGACGGCCCCUCCGGGAAGAUGUGGAGGGAUGGACGCGGCGCCUCCCAGAACAUCAUCCCCGCCUCCACCGGCGCCGCCAAGGCCGUGGGCAAGGUGGUCCCCGAGCUGAACGGUAAACUGACCGGUAUGGCUUUCCGUGUCCCCACCCCCAACGUCUCUGUUGUUGACCUGACUGUCCGCCUGGAGAAGCCCGCCAAAUACGAUGACAUCAAGAAGGUCAUCAAGGCCGCCUCUGAGGGACCCAUGAAGGGAAUUCUGGGAUACACAGAGGACCAGGUCGUGUCCACAGACUUCAACAGCGACUCUCACUCCUCCAUCUUCGACGCCGGCGCUGGCAUCGCUCUCAACGACCACUUCGUCAAGCUGGUUUCAUGGUACGACAACGAGUUCGGCUACAGCAACCGCGUGUGCGACCUGGUCCAGCACAUGUUCUCCAAGGAGUGACGGGUCUCUCACCACGCCUCUUUUUCCCCCAUGAUGCAUUAUUCCAUCCUAUAAUUCCUCUUCCUUUCACCUGGACCUGGAUGCUGCGUCCUUCGUCCGUCCGCUCGGGAACAAACCCUCAGACGUCGAGCUAGUAGCCUCUUCUUCUUUUUAUAAGAUAAAUCACCUCUGCUCUGUUCUGACAGUGAGGGCUGGAAUAGGUUUUUGCUGCCUGUGUUCAGAUUGUCAAUCACUGAGCUCUUGCUGUACUGAUUUGGUCUUGUUGCACUCCACGUGAUAAUAAAGUCCUCCGUUUGUGGAAA